UUCUCAGGAAAACGUGUUCCUGUUUUGACUUAGGUUCCUUCUGGCUUCAAUUAUAAAAAUGAGCUCGGUUGCUGGUUACUUCGUCUCCAAGCUUAGAUCAAGUCAACUACUUGAAAAGAAAUACACACGUUAGAAGUUAAAGUUUCGUUUUCCCUUUAUCCUUUGCAUACUUCAUCAUCUCCCUUUUGAAUUUCUCUGAGGAAAGCAGGAAAACAGAGAAUGGAGAACAGAGGUGAUCUAAAGUCGAUACUUCCGUAUCUGCCACUGAUGGAUCAGACAUCGUCUCUGAUUUGGCCGAGGCCGGUUGCAGAAGAGCUAGAUGCAAUGUCUAGAGGACCAAGUAAUACUAAAGUUAACUCAGGAGAGGCUUUAGCCUCCCGGAUUUCCAGUAUGAGGAGGUCCCUCUCCUUGGAUCCAUCCCUCCUUAAACCAUUCGCUCUUGAAGGCUAUGCUGUUUUCUUUGAUAGGAAAAUCUCGAGAGAAGAAUCGGGUAAAUGGUUUGGUGAGGUGUUCCCAGCAUUGGCCAGAUUACUUCUCCGGUUACCUUCAAUGCUAGAAAUGCACUAUCAAAAGGCAGACCAUGUUUUAGAUGGAAUCACCACUGGUCUUCGCAUAUUAGAUCCUCAGGAAGCUGGAAUUGUGUUCCUUAGCCAGGAACUGAUCGCAGCUCUUCUUGCAUGUUCUUUCUUUUGUUUGUUCCCUGAAUCUGAGAGAGCUUCAAGGCACCUUCGAGGAAUCAACUUUCACGAAUUGUUUUCGUAUAUGCAUACACGUCAGAGCAAGAACCAUGAGAACAAAAUAAGGUGCAUCAUCCAUUACUUUGAAAGGAUAUGUUGUUGUAUGCCGAUGGGAUUUGUUUCAUUUGAGAGGAAAGUUCUUCCAUUUUCACACCAUCCUCUUCUUGUUUCUUAUCCCACUUCUGAUUCAUGGAACAAAUCCAUCACCUCUCUUUGCCCCAUUGAGGUUCACACUUCAGGAUCCAUUGAAGAUCAGACCGGUGAAGCUCUUGAAGUGGAUUUUGCAGAUGAGUAUUUUGGAGGUCUCACACUGCGUAAUGGAUGUGUGCAGGAAGAAAUACGGUUUAUGAUCAACCCAGAACUCAUAGCCGGUAUGAUGUUCUUGCCUCGUAUGGAUGAUAAUGAAGCGAUUGAGAUUGUUGGUGUUGAAAGGUUCUCACAUUACACUGGGUAUGGAGCUUCAUUCCAAUUUUCUGGUGAUUAUGUGGACAAGAAGGAACUGGACAUUUUCAGAAGGCGAAAAACGAGAGUCAUAGCGAUAGAUGCAAUGCCUCGUACUGGAACGAGACAAUACAAACCUGAAGGCCUCCUCCGGGAGGUUAACAAGGCUUUAUGUGGAUUUCUGCAUCAAUGUACAUAUCAUGUGAGUGUUUCCCAAGGAAUUCCACUUCAGACAGACACAAAUCCUGCAGAUCCUGUUCAGUCCGAGACAUUGUCUACUGGGCCUGUUCAUCUUCAACCAGUUGUCAUGAGCAAAGAUCCAGACAGCUCUUGCCAAAAGCAGAGGUUGUGUUGUUACUACAAUGAAGAGAAGAUCGGUGUUGCGACAGGAAACUGGGGCUGUGGAAUAUUUAAAGGCGAUCCCGAACUAAAGACCAUGAUCCAAUGGCUAGCUGCUUCACAGUCGGGAAGACCCUUCCUGUCAUACUACACAUUUGAGCUCGAAGCAUUGCAAAAUCUCGAUCAGGUGACUAAAUGGAUUGGUUCUCAAGAAUGGACCGUAGGAGACCUAUGGAGUAAGCUGGUGGAGUAUUCUUCAGAGAAACUCAGCGAAAGAACACGAGCUGGCCUCUUCUCCUGGCUCAUCCCUUCACUGUCUGCUUAAACAUCAAAGUUCUAUUCAUCCCAUGACUUUCCUGUACCUGAAUUCAGAGUGUCUGUUUACCAAAAAAAAGAAUUCAGAGUGUCUCAAGUUUGAUUCUCUUGUUUCUGUUGAGUAUGGAUUCCUUGAACAAAAAAAACACACAAUCUGGGUUCAGUCCCCACUUUCAGUGGAAGCAUAAGCGUUGUGAUAAGUUCAAUGACACUGAAAGGUAUGCCUUUCUACAAUAUCGAUACCUGGAUGUAUCA
Molecule: messenger RNA, 2087 nt
Organism: Tarenaya hassleriana
Lineage: Eukaryota; Viridiplantae; Streptophyta; Magnoliopsida; Brassicales; Cleomaceae
Product: probable poly(ADP-ribose) glycohydrolase 2
Exons: 11
Coding region: 220-1842 (540 amino acids)
Biological process (GO): ATP generation from poly-ADP-D-ribose; carbohydrate metabolic process; nucleotide-sugar metabolic process
Cellular component (GO): cytoplasm; nucleus
Molecular function (GO): poly(ADP-ribose) glycohydrolase activity
Source: RefSeq, a predicted model, not a curated record